Corythoichthys intestinalis (scribbled pipefish) is the source of this 3414-nucleotide messenger RNA. RefSeq names its product protein phosphatase 1, regulatory (inhibitor) subunit 2 (gene ppp1r2). Bases 233 to 847 code for a protein of 204 amino acids. Gene Ontology annotation, molecular function: protein phosphatase inhibitor activity. Gene Ontology annotation, biological process: regulation of signal transduction. The transcript is spliced from 6 exons. NCBI's taxonomy places the organism in Eukaryota, Metazoa, Chordata, Actinopteri, Syngnathiformes, Syngnathidae. The record is from RefSeq and is a predicted model, not a curated record.
AGUACACCAGCUCUCAACUGUUUCUCCUGCCAGUCGCUGAAAACACAGCCGAAAUGUACACUUGCCCCGUUGAUCAUAUCCAGGUUUUUCCUGAACGAAACAAAGACUGUUGAGGUAUCAAAACGAGCAUGUUUUAUCUCCUCUUGGAAUACUGAGAGGAAGAAAUCGACUCGGGAAAAGCAGCCGGGGAUCAACACCUGCGCGAGCCCACUUUGACAGCCAGCGUGUGGGAAUGGCAGCUCCACGGCCGAUAAAAGGCAUCCUGAAAAACAAAAAUAAUGCCACCAGCGUUCUGCCGGCGCCUGACUUUCUGGGAGAUAAAUCCGAGCACACUCCCCCACUUUCAGAUGAAGACCAGCAAAAGAAAUCCCAGAAGUGGGAUGAGAUGAAUAUCCUGGCCACAUAUCAUCCAGCAGACAAAGAUUAUGGUCUAAUGAAGAUUGAUGAGCCCAGCACACCUUAUAACAGGAUGGUUGGGGACGAUGAUGACGACGAGGGUGCCUUAAGUGACUCAGAAGGUCGGAGUGCACUCCCAGUAGAUGACUUGACGUCAAAGCUUCAAGCAGCAGAAGGCUUAGAACCGCGAUUUAUGAAAGAGGAAGAAGAGGAAGUAGAAAGUAGUGAAGAGGAAGAAGAGGAGCUGUCCCCUGAGAAACAAGCCAAAAAGGAGCAUUUUCAAAUGAUUAGGAAGAAGCACUACAAUGAGGGCCUCAAUAUCAAGCUGGCUCGUCAGCUCAUUGCCAGCGAACUCGAGGAGGAUGAAGACGAGGAGAUGAGGGAUGAAACGGAGGAGGCAGAGGAGAUCAAUGUUGACCCACCACAGGAAGCUGAUUCUCUGGACUCGUAAAUGAGGUGUCCCUCUUCGUUCCAGUGUGUGUCGGCUUGCCAUGCUGACAGACAACAUCACUGCGCCAUGUGUUAUUAAUGUCAGGCCAAACACCAGACACUGCUUCACCCAUUUAACUCAACUAAAGAGCCAGUAACCUAACCUUCAAUUCCCCAAUCUACACAACUACAAAAAGUGCAAUAGAACCUCAGAUUUAGUGGAAAAGGUCCAACGCCGAUGCCAUGAAGGUCCCAACAUCCCUCCUCACUGAACUGACAUGCACUGAAUAGAAUAUGAGUGUUGGAGGAAUUGAAGACCUUUGAGGGAAAAUAGCUCGGACUUCCUUCUCUACAUGCCCUAGUGCGAGAAGGUCAAGCAAAGGGAAAUCCCCUCUGAUGACUAUGCUUGUACCAGCUGCAGUUCAGAUGGACAUUGAAUGUGUGACUCAUUGUUAGGUUUCACUCAACUAACACUGGCAAGAAAUGCAGAAUGGGAGGUCAGCUUGGUCUUUAUCGAGAGAUGCUGGCAGCAGAUGUUCACAGCCUCCCACUGCUCCUCUUUUUAUAUGACAAAAGGAGCAGGAACAAAUUAACAUACAAUACAUUCACUUGUAAUUGGGCAGGUCUAGAAAAUACUCAGUUUACAGAAAACUGAGCUACCCUCAGUCCUUGACUGAUAUAAUCAGUGGUCACAUUUAGUCUCUUCAACAGUACAAGAGCUGUGCUACAUACAGAGAUCAUUGGAAUAUAUGACAUUAAUGUACAAGGAAAAAUUAAAUCCCAACAAUGUAAGGAAGGCCUAAAAUGAGUUAACAUGUUGUACAAUUUCCCUAACACUCAUAAUGCUCUAGUUUAUUUUGACAACAUUGUUGAUAGUUUUAAUUUGACGUCCAUAUUUGCAAUUGUAUUAAAGCGGAACUUCAGGGUUUUUGACAUCAGGGUUAAUUUUCGAGUUAGUAGGGGUUUAGUUAGUUGGUGGAGUUGAUUUGAACAAAUUCCAUUUCGUUUGCAAGUUAUUUGUUUGUUUCUAUAGUGGCUAAGCUAGCGCGAGUCAAUGGCACCUUAAUAGCACGCCAAUAAAAAAACGAUACAGAUCUACGAACAGAUCCAUCAUAGUCAAAUAAAUUCAAAACACAGAUCAUUGUUUCAAAACAUCCACGCAGCCAAAACAAUGUCACACCAAACUGCCGUAAUUCAUUUCAUUCCGCAGCACUAUUUUUUUUAGAUGCAUAAUACGGCCCCAAUAAAGAGGAGUGCUUCGGUCACUCAUUCUCACGCUGCAGUCGAGGAAGGUGGGAAGUCUGACUUAUCCCGCUCGGAGGGUACCAGUUGUGACCUUAAAGCAUUCCAAGCGAAUGUAAACAGAAAAGAUGGCUGAUUGCCACAAGUUGUUUUUUAUUUUGCCCUUCAAAAGACAUUUUGACCUCCAGCAAACCUGACUUCUCAUAAGCGAUCAAAAAGUGGAGGAGUACUAAUGAUAUUUUUCCAGAUGGGAGGUUGGAAACUCUUGACUUCCCACCUUCCUCGAAUGCAGCAUCAGUCUGCUGAGUUAACUGAUGGCCAGCAACAUGGCAAAAUGUGCAUUUAGAGGCUGUGGAAACAUAUGGAAGAAACGGGCAAAGGGAAGUUUCCACAAAUUCCCUUUGAAGAACGAGGAAAAAUAUAAACUGGUCACUUGCUGCUGGUUACGACAUUAAAAAAUCAGCGGUGAAAAAAAAAAAACGAUGUGAUAUCACUCUGCCCUGCUCCUUUGCAGAGCUUCUGGAUUACAAAUGUUGGUGUUCAUACUGCAAUUAUUGACGUGCAAUGGUAAGUUUUAAUAACUUCAUCCUGAAAACAUAGCCAACACUAUUGAUUGCAUGAGUCAUCGAUGAUUUUCAUGUGUGCAUAUGUUGUUUUUUAUUGACAUGCUAUAAUGGUGCCAUCGACUUGCACUAGCUUAGCCACUCCGGCCCUGAAACUAACAAAUAACUUGCAAACGAAACGGAAUUUGCUAAAAUCAACUCGACCAACUAACUAAACCCCCGCAAACUCGAAGAUUAAGCCUAAUGUCAAAAAUCUUGAACUUCCGCUUUAAGUCUGAAGCUGACUUUCAUAAAGCAAAUCAACCAACAGGUUUGUUUUCUUCAUGUGAUUUUUGGCUCAUUACAAAGCACCAAACCGCAAUUAUCAUUUUAGGGUCAAUGUCUUUCCUUUUGAGUGAAUAACUUUUCUAAACACGGAAAGAUUUAACAGUAGUUUUCUUUAAAGAAGCACUUUUUGCAUGUAAUGUUAUUUUUUUACUCUGCACCUCAAACAGAUGAGUGAAAAACCCAGGACUGAAGUUCCAGCUCCAGUUUCCCCAUUGUUCUUGGGUGGAGUAACAAUGUUGCAUAACAUCCAAGGACCGAAAGUAUUAAGUUACACCAAAAGGUUGACUAGCACAUGUUGUCCAUAGCAUGGUCAAAUGUCAGAGGAAAUACGUUUAUAUCACUUAAAUUCCACCAAUGUUCAUUAUGCUUUGAUCGUUUUGAUUUUCCAUUAAAUCUGAGCUGAUAAUUUAAUAGUAAUUUCUAACAUUGAACAUUAAAUGAAUGGCCUACUUGAUUU